AUGGACGGGUGGCAGCGCGUUUUUACUCGAAAAGAGGGAGGAUGUUUCGUCGACUGCGGCACUGAACGUCAGCCAAACGGCUGCGGCACAACGGGAUUCAGUCGUCGUCUUCUGGUGAAAUCGACCUUCGAAUAUCGUGUUCCUGCACUUUCAUACGAAAUGAAAGUCUCAGCAAACUCCUUAACUUCAUCCCGCACCCCCAUUUCUUAUGACAAAGCAUCUUCUCUUGAGACAUAUACCUCGAGGUUACGCUUCAAGCAGGCACUGGCAUACGAGUUGGUUCCAUUCGUUGGACGUCAAAUAGCCAGAUUCUUGUUCUCAUGCCAUCUUGACGAUCGCAUCCACCUCCGCAUUCACGCCCACCUUACGAUGAAGUUGAAAAAUUGGCUCUUUAGUGUGGCAGAGUCGAUAGCUUCACUCGAUCUGGCCUGCUUCAAAUUUGGUUCAAGACGUGAUGCGAUCACCAGCUACAAGCGUGUCGAUAUCUGCCGCAGAAAAGCUUGGGGAAUUGCUUAA
Messenger RNA from Protopolystoma xenopodis, 516 nucleotides. NCBI's taxonomy places the organism in Eukaryota, Metazoa, Platyhelminthes, Monogenea, Polystomatidea, Polystomatidae. The record is from the annotation of a GenBank genome assembly.